GAAAAGGCCCCUCCCGCGCGCGCAGCCUGCGCCACACCUGUCCCAUUUGUGAACAGAAGCUGACAGGUGAACGGGAGACUCCGCCCUCCGAGCCAGUUUCAGGUGUUUUUUUAGGACCAUCUGUCGGCUGUCAAACCUCAUUCACUGCUGUCAGAUUCUGUCCGGACAUUGAGGCGCCGCAGCGGAGCGAACCAUGCCGUUCUUCAGACGCAACCAGGAGGAGUGGGUUCGGAUGACCCAGCGCACGCCGGGCAUCCUGAUCUUUGGUCUGGUCAUGGCUCCGUGCGGAUGGGUCCUAGACCUCACCGCCACCGUGGCGCCAAACUGGAGGACCCUCCAUGCCCUCCCAAACAGACCGGCGGACGACAUCAUGCAGCAAGGCAUCUGGGACAUCUGCUUGGCCACUGCGACCAGCAGCAGCACCGGCGGCACCGAUAGACCGUGCGGACAGGUGGACUCCCCGUACUUCGGGAAUAAGAUCAUCAACAUCGCGCAGGGCAUGAUGGUGGCCUCGCUCAUAGUGACUCUGGUCGGCCUGGCCGUGGCCAUCCCGGGGGUGCGCUGCUGGAGGGAGAACCCCAAUUGGACGGUGUCGGGCCUGGCGGGGCUCCUCAUUUUCUCCUCCGGGGUUCUGACCAUCAUCCCCAUCGCCUGGUACAACCACAUUUUCCAGAACCUGUCCUCGGUCACCACCUCCACUGACAUCCGCGUGGGCUACAGCAUCGUGCUGGGCUACAUCGGAAGCAUCUUUGAAAUCCUGGGGGGCGUCGUCAUGUUCAUCGGCAUGUGCCGUUGCUGCGGGGGGAAGAACCGGGGCGAGCGGCGCCUUAAAGACGUGGUGAACCGCGCCAACCGGCGCAACGACGCACAGAGAGAGCCGGAGAGGCGCGUGGACGUCCCGAGCCUCAGCCGCCCCAGGAGCAGCGAGGCCAGCAGCGUGGCCUACACCAACAAGAGCAUGGAUGAGUUGGAUGAUGUGUCCUUCCCCAGGGCCAAGAGCCCCGCUGCGCGUUCAGGAAACACCUCCUUCAACGGCAAACCCUAUGACGCGGAUCUAUGAGGGGCCUCCGAGGACGCACCGAACUUUACGCACAAGAGACCCCAAAGGCAUCACUGCCACUCUUGUAAAUGACUAUUCUAAACCAGAUCAAAUUUAACACAUUCAAAUCCUAUUUGAGUUUGUGAAAAUUAACUAUCAUUUUUAGUUUAAAAUACCUAAACUUUUAACAAUUGAAUAUAUGAGAGCAAAUAUUGAGACAUGUUGUUGCCACUUUUGGCCAUACAUAUACUUCUUUUUUGUUAUAACGGAUGCUGAACUCUUAAAAUGUUUUACUUUUCCCUCAUGUUUUUGUUCUUUUUGAAUGUACAGACAGUGUUUUUAUGCACUUUAGAGUUUUAAGUCAACAACAAGAUCCCCGCUGAAAGAAGCUUCCUCAAGUGAUCAAGCUUUUACUGUUUGCUCUGUGAAUAAUAAAUGGGAACCUCUGUUUACAAAGCA
Messenger RNA from Oryzias melastigma (Indian medaka), 1498 nucleotides. RefSeq names its product claudin 23a (gene cldn23.1). Bases 194 to 1060 code for a protein of 288 amino acids. The record is from RefSeq and is a predicted model, not a curated record. The transcript has a single exon. Gene Ontology annotation, cellular component: plasma membrane; bicellular tight junction. Gene Ontology annotation, molecular function: structural molecule activity. Lineage: Eukaryota; Metazoa; Chordata; Actinopteri; Beloniformes; Adrianichthyidae. Gene Ontology annotation, biological process: cell adhesion; bicellular tight junction assembly.